UGUAUAUAUAUAAUGAAAGAAGAAAGAGCAUUUUAUAAUAUUUGAUUUGAAUUAAUUUGAAUUGGCUAAAAUGUUUAGAAAGUUUUAACAUUGUGUUUUAUAUUUAUAUUGCUGUUAUUAUAUGAUAAAUUUAUUAAUAAUACAAAUUAUAAAUAAAUUAUUUAAUAUUUAUUGAGAUUAUUAAUUAAAAUUUUUUCUUUAUGAAAUAUGAAAUUGAAAUAUAAUUUUUAAAUGAAAAUUGAUGUAUAAUAUAUUGUAAUUACUUAAAAAGUAAAAAAAUUUCAUCAUGAUUUCUAAAACUGUAUGUAUCACACAAGAAGGUCCAGCAAAUGCAUUAGCACUUAAUAAAGAUAAUAGUCAAGUUGUUAUAGCAGGACGUAAUGUUUUCAAAAUAUUUACUUUAUUAGAAGACAGAUUUGAAGAAGCUUGUAAUUUACGUGUUGGAAAAAAUUUAAAUUUAAAUUUUUCAUGUAAUGAUGUUGCUUGGAAUCUCAUUGAUGAUCAUAUAUUAGCAACUGCAGCUACAAACGGAGCAGUGGUAGUUUGGAAUUUAAAUAAAUCAUCCAGAUCUAAACAAGAACAUGUUUUUAUUGAUCAUAAAAGAACUGUAAAUAAAGUAAGUUUUCAUAUGACAGAGCCUAUGUGGCUAAUAUCAGGUUCCCAAGAUGGUACUAUGAAAUGUUUUGAUUUAAGAAUAAAAGAAGCUACUAGAACCUUUUAUAGUAAUACUGAAUCAGUGAGAGAUGUACAAUUUUGUCCUCAUUCACCUCAUACUUUUGCUGCUGUUUCUGAAAAUGGACAUGUACAACAAUGGGAUUUACGAAAACCAGAUCGUUAUUUUCAACAUUUUACUGCACAUAGUGGUCCCAUAUUUGCUUGUGAUUGGCAUCCUGAAACAAUUUGGCUUGCAACUGCUUCUAGAGAUAAAACCAUAAAGGUUUGGGACUUAUUAGGUAAACCUACUUGUGAUUAUAUUAUACAUACAAUUGCAUCAGUAGGUCGUAUAAAAUGGAGACCUCAAAGAAAAUAUCAUAUAUCCAGUUGUGCUCUUGUAGUAGAUUGUAGUAUAAAUGUAUGGGAUAUUCGUAGACCUUACAUACCAUUUGCAAGUUUUAACGAACAUAAAGAUGUUCCUACUGGUGUUGCAUGGAGAGGCAAUCCACAAUCUUUUUUGUCAACUAGCAGGGAUUGUACAUUAUAUCAUCAUAUAUUCAAAGAUGCUACUAGACCUGCGAGUAAAGCAAAUCCACAAGGUAUAGCAUUGAAUCCAAAAGGAGAUAUUGCAUAUGCUUGUAAAGUAAAUGUUCAUGUUACAACUACAAUGAAACAAUUGACUAAUAUAAUGAGGAAAACACCAGCAACAAAUGAUACAUUUUGCAUGGCAUCUAGCGUUAUGCAUAGAUUUGCUAUAAACAUGCCACGGGAACCAAAAUGGUUUAGAGCUUGUGCAGAAGGCUAUUUGCUUUCUGGAAGAUUAAAUGAAAUUUGCGAUCAUAAUGCAACUAUUGCUAGGAAUGCCGGUAGAAAUGAUAUUAGUACAGUAUGGAAUAUUAUAAAAACUUUAUAUACAAAUCCUAUGGGAACUAUUUUAAAAACACCACCAACUGCUUCUAAAGAAGAUAUCGUAAAUACAUUAAAUUUAGCACAGAUUACAAUGGGACCUAGUAUAGAACAAUCAAAUGCAGUACAUGAAAAUGAUGUAAAAUCUUUACAAGGAGAAGUAACAGGUGCAACUAGUGGAGGUGAUGAUGAAACAGAGACAGAUGAAACACCAGAAAAUCAACAUUCUAUAGGAUCUAUUUUACCUAGUUACAGACGUGCAUUUAUUGACCAUAAAGGGCCAUCUAAAGGAGAUUUUUUAUUUGGAGAAAGUGAAUUUGAACCAAUGACAAUGGAAUAUACUUCUAAUUACAUACAUAAUAUGAUAAAUAAUGAUAAUGAUUGGACAUUAUCCAAAGAAGCAUUUCCUUUGCGACAUGAAAUAAAAGAUAGAUCUCCACCUCCGGAACAAUUUCCAAAUCAUCCACCAGAUAUUAACGAGGAUUGUGCUUCGUUAAUGAUCGAAGAUCAACCAAGUCAAUUAAUAGUUUCAAAUAUACCUAAACCACAAUUUUGGGAUCCUACGAAUUUAAUUGAAGAAGCUUUGAAACAUCAUGCUGCUCUCAGAGAUAUUCAAACUUCCGCAUCAAUUCUUAUUGCACUAGGAGAAAAGCGAAAAAAUUUGAAUAUUGAAACUGCUGUUCAGGAACAUUGGAUAUUGGAAUAUUUAGAUAUGCUUGCAAGAUUUAAACUUUGGAAUGUAGCAACACAGAUUAUUCAAUCGGUUUGGAUUCCAUCUGUAUCUCAAUUAAAUCAACAAUCAACUGUAAUACAUGCAAGCUGCUUAGCUUGUACAAAACCAUUACAACGAGCAGCAUGGUUUUGUGAUCGAUGUCAUUCAUCUCAUCAUGCACUCUGUUCAAUUUGUCAUCAGGUCGUUCGAGGAAUUUACGCGUGGUGCCAAGGAUGUACACAUGGUGGUCAUGUUGUUCAUAUGAAUGAAUGGUUCAGUCGUAAUCGACAAUGUCCUACAGGUUGCGGUCAUAUAUGUGAAUACACAUAAAAAUAUUUUGAUUAUAAUAGUAUUAUAAUUAUUUAAAUUUUUAACAAAUGUUUAAAUUUCAUGAAUUCCAUAAUUGUUGAAGAAGUGUAAAAAUUUUAUCAGAAACCAAAUGUAAAAAGAUUAAAUUAUUUAUUAAUUAUAUUUUUAUAAGUUAUACAAUAAGAUUAUAUUUAUAAGUUAUACAGUAAAAAAUAUAUGCGCUUAUGUGCAUGAAUUUUGUUCCUUUAAA
Apis cerana (Asiatic honeybee) is the source of this 2831-nucleotide messenger RNA. RefSeq names its product WD repeat domain 24 (gene Wdr24). NCBI's taxonomy places the organism in Eukaryota, Metazoa, Arthropoda, Insecta, Hymenoptera, Apidae. Gene Ontology annotation, cellular component: vacuolar membrane; cytosol; GATOR2 complex. The record is from RefSeq and is a predicted model, not a curated record. Gene Ontology annotation, biological process: positive regulation of macroautophagy; cellular response to amino acid starvation; positive regulation of TORC1 signaling. Gene Ontology annotation, molecular function: protein binding.